This is a messenger RNA of Didymodactylos carnosus, 2841 nucleotides long. Lineage: Eukaryota; Metazoa; Rotifera; Eurotatoria; Philodinida; Philodinidae. The record is from the annotation of a GenBank genome assembly.
AUGGCAGGCGAACAACAACCAAAUUUUGAAGAUUUUCUGGUCGCUUGGCUUGACACAAAUAUUGAGAAGCCUGAUACUCUUUGUGAUAGAAAAACACAGUUAAGCAGUAUCAUUAAUCGAGUGAAACAGUUCGACAAUCCAGUCGACUGUAUCAAUUAUAUUUCAACCAUAGAUGAAGAGCAAAUAUUUUUAAUCACGUCUGGAGCAUUAGGCGAGACAACUGUACCACUUGUUCAUGAUUGUUCAAGCGUGGUGUGUAUUUAUAUUUACUGCUCAUACAAAGAAAAACAUGAAAAUUGGACAAAAAGAUUUGCUAAAAUACGUGAGGUUUGCGUGGACAGAGAAAUUUUACUGAAAAGAUUAAUAUCAGAUGUUACUCUGUAUUCUAAAGCAUUAUCAGCGCCAAUAAGUUUAUUUAAACAUGAAGAUCGAGAGUAUUCUGUUCGAAAUUUAAGUAAAGAAAGCGCCAUGUUUAUGUGGUUUCAACUAUUAUUUGAUACAUUACUUGACUCAAAACAAACAGAAGAUUCAAAAAACGAAAUGCUAACCAUUUGUGAAGAGCAAUACAAAGACAAUGAAAUUGAAUUAAUAAAGAUAUCAGAAUUUCGACAUCAAUAUAGUGCGGAGACUGCUAUCAAAUGGUACACACGCGAUUGUUUUCUCUAUCGUUUGUUGAAUAAAGCUUUGCGUACACAAAAUAUUGACUUUAUUUUCAGCUAUCGAUUCUUUAUUAUCGAUUUAUAUAAUGCAUUACUGAAACUCUAUUCAUUACCGUCAUCAGUUAAGGUAAUCAACGUUUAUCGAGGACAAAUGAUUGGCGUUGAAGAACUGCAGAAGCUUCAAGAUAAUGUCGGAGGAUUCAUUUCAAUAAACACGUUUCUAUCGACAACAAAAGAUUGUGGCGUCGCAUCGGAUUUCAGUGGAAAUGGUGGUGGACGUCCAUUCUUUGAAUCAAUAGUAUACGAUAUCCAGGUAGUUGAAGGUAACUCUACCACAAAACCAUUUGCCGAGAUUCAGAGUUUAAGUUACAUAGAGGAUGAAAGUGAAGUGUUGUUCAGUGUUGGUACAGUGUUCAAAAUUGAAUCGGUCGAACAAGUAACCGAUAAACUUUGGUACGUGAAACUUAUAUUAAGCAGCGAGGGAAAUGAACAAUUGAAAGAAGUUACGCGAUAUUUAAGAUCAGAAAUCGACGAGAGACCAACGUUGAUCACACUAGGGAACUUUUUGUCGGAAAUGGGUGAUUAUGAUCGAGCUGCAAAAUACUACACGAUGUUAUUGCGAGAGUUGGAAGCAGGAAACAGUGAGGAUGUUGGUGCUGUUCUAUGCGCUAUUGGAUCACUAUAUUUUCGAAAAGGAGAAUAUAAACAAUCACUCGAAUAUCAUGAGAAAGCACUCGAGAAACUGGCUACUCUGCCUGAAGUACAUCCCGAUCUUGCAACUGCUUUCAACAGUAUUGGGAUGGUUUAUUAUGAACUAAAUAAAUUUGAUGUGGCCAUGAUAUACUACUUAAAGGCGUUGGAAGUUCAUAAACGCGUAUUGUCCGAUACAAACGAUCCGUUUAUUUCGGCUGACUUGAACAACAUUGCUCUGGUUCAGAUUCAAACGGGACACAUUCAAGAAGCACUAGAAAAUUUGGAGAAAACAUUACAAAUGAGGCUGCUAAUUUUACCUGCUGAUCAUCCACUAUUAUCGCAUACUUAUUUAAACAUGGGUAGCCUUUACUCUAAGGUGAAAGAUUAUUCAUCCGCUCUCAAAAUGUAUGACAAUGCACUUAAAAUACAAUUAAAAACAUUGCCAUUAACACACCCGGAUCUAGCAAAAACCUAUGUGAAUACUGCCCAAAUAUACUCCAGUCAGCGAGAAUAUAGCAAAGCUUUAGAACUGAAUCAAAAUGCUUUAGAUAUUCAACUGGCAAUGACUCCAUUGAACAAUCGUGAUCUCUCAAAUACUUAUAGAAACAUGGCCAUGGUUUAUGUUAACACUGAAGAUCAGCUAUCAGCUCUACAAACAUAUUCGAAAGCACUACAAUUGGAACAAACUUGUCAGCCAGUCGACAUUGAAGUCGUGUCCGCUAUCCAUAACAAUAUCGGAACAAUUUAUUUUAAAAAUAAUGACAAUGAAAGAGCAUUGGAGCAUUUCACCGACGCUCUAAAUGUGCUACCAUCAGAUCAUCCCAAUCGUUUUAUGACAUUCAACAACAUAGCCACUGUACAUUUUAACAGCGGGAAUUAUCUGUUAUCACUUGAAUGUUAUCAAAAAGUUAUUGAUUCACUCGACUUUCCACGGAUAACAGGAGAUCUGGCUACAAUUUACAAUAAUGUGGGUCUCAUCUAUUUGAUGACCGAACAAAACGACCUGGCUAUUGAAAAUUUUUUGAAAGUGUUAGAAUCGAACAACCUCAGCACUGAAAUGAAAGUAAAAACGUUUUGUAAUAUAGGCGAAGCUUUCAUGGGAAAAGAUGAAAGCGACUCAGCUCUGAUCAAUUACGAAAAGGCGCUCGAGCUCUCGCCUAAUCACGAAAAUGUAGCAAAUAUAUAUCAAAGUAUGGGUGUUAUUUAUCACUGUCGAGAAGAAUUUGAGAAAGCUUUGGUUAAUUAUCGUCGUGCUGUUGAAAUCCAGCUGGCAACUGUUCCACCAAACAGUCAGGCAAUAUCUGUCGCCUAUAGUAACAUCGGAAUGGCUUGUCAAGAUAAUGGUGACUACGUAGAAGCUUUGAGCAACUUUCAAAAGGUACUAGAUGUUGAAAUGAGUUCCGAAUCGCCCGAUGAUGAAACAAUAGAGACUAUGAGGAGUUAUACUGAUGACAUAAAAUGCCGUUUAGAAAAUAAGCAGUCAGAGUAA